AUGAGUUGCAAACAUAAAGAAAAAAUAUUUGAUUCAAUAGUGAUCCCAGAGGAGAAGAUGGUGAAAAUUGUUGCGUCUCGUUUAGAAGACGAAGUCGCUUCUUGGUGGGAUCAGUUGCGACAAUCUAGAAAACAACAAGGAAUGGUUACAAGAUUGCUCAACCCAAUAUAA
Prunus armeniaca (apricot) is the source of this 171-nucleotide messenger RNA. The record is from the annotation of a GenBank genome assembly. Lineage: Eukaryota; Viridiplantae; Streptophyta; Magnoliopsida; Rosales; Rosaceae.